Messenger RNA from Rattus rattus (black rat), 3439 nucleotides. RefSeq names its product fucose-1-phosphate guanylyltransferase (gene Fpgt). Bases 21 to 1793 code for a protein of 590 amino acids. Gene Ontology annotation, molecular function: transferase activity, transferring phosphorus-containing groups. Lineage: Eukaryota; Metazoa; Chordata; Mammalia; Rodentia; Muridae. The record is from RefSeq and is a predicted model, not a curated record. The transcript has 4 exons.
UGGGCUCCCGGAAGUCGGCCAUGGAGACUCUCCGGGAAGCCACCCUGCGGAAACUGCGCAGAUUUUCGGAGCUGAGAGGCAAACCUGUGGCAGCUGGAGAAUUCUGGGAUGUGGUUGCGAUAACAGCAGCCGACGAAAAGCAGGAGCUCGCUUACAAGCAGCAGUUGUCAGAGAAGCUGAGAAGAAAGGAACUGCCCCUCGGAGUUCAAUACCAUGUUUUUCCUGAUCCUGCUGGGACCAAAAUUGGAAAUGGAGGAUCAACACUUUGUUCCCUUCAGUGUCUGGAAAGCCUCUAUGGAGAUAAAUGGAAUUCUUUCAAGGUCCUGUUAAUUCACUCCGGUGGCUACAGUCAACGCCUUCCCAAUGCAAGUGCUUUAGGAAAGAUCUUCACAGCCUUACCACUUGGUGAACCCAUCUAUCAGAUGUUGGAGUUAAAACUAGCCAUGUACGUGGAUUUCCCCUCACACAUGAAGCCUGGAGUCUUGGUCACCUGUGCAGAUGACAUUGAACUGUACAGUGUUGGGGACUGUGAGUACAUUGCCUUUGACCAGCCUGGCUUUACUGCCUUAGCCCAUCCUUCCAGUCUGGCUGUAGGCACCACACACGGAGUAUUUGUCUUGCACUCUGCCAGUUCCUUACAACAUGGUGACCUUGAGUACAGACAAUGCCACCGUUUCCUCCACAAGCCCACCAUUGAAAACAUGCAUCAGUUUAAUGCUGUGCAAAGACGAGGAAGCUUUACUCAACAGGACUUCCCUGGAGGUGACACCGCGUGUCUUCCAUUGCACACUGAGUAUGUCUACACAGAUAGCCUGUUUUACAUGGACCACAAAUCGGCCAAAAAGUUACUUGAUUUCUAUAAAAGUGUAGACCAACUGAACUGUGAAAUAGAUGCCUAUGGUGACUUUCUGCAGGCACUGGGGCCUGGAGCAACUGCAGAGUAUACCAGGAACACAUCACAUGUCACUAAAGAAGACUCCCAGUUGUUGGACAUGAGGCAGAAAAUAUUCCACCUCCUCAAGGGGACACCACUGAAUGUUGUUGUUCUUAAUAACUCCAGAUUUUAUCACAUUGGAACAACACAAGAAUAUCUGCUUCAUUUCACGUCUGAUAGUACCUUAAAGUCAGAGCUAGGCUUACAGUCCAUAGCUUUCAGUGUCUCUCCAAGUGUCCCUGAAUCCUCCAAUGAAACAGCCUGUAUCAUUCACAGUAUACUGGAUUCAGGAUGCUGUGUGGCCCCUGGCUCAGCUGUAGAGUAUUCCAGACUGGGGCCUGAGGUGUCCAUUGGGGAAAACUGCAUUGUCAGCAGCUCUGUCCUAGCAAACACGGCUGUGCCAGCGUAUUCUUUUGUGUGUUCUCUAAGUGUGAGGACAAAUGGACUCUUGGAAUAUUCUACCAUGGUGUUUAGUGUGCAGGACAACUUGAAAGACAGUGUUAAAACCCUGGAAGAUAUAAAGGCACUUCAGUUCUUUGGAGUCGGUUUCUUGUCUUGUUUAGACAUCUGGAACCUUAAAGCUACAGAGAAACUGUUCUCCGGAAGUAAGGGGAACCUGAGUCUGUGGACUGCACGGAUUUUCCCUGUCUGUCCUUCUCUGAGUGAGGCGGUUACAGCAUCCCUUGGGAUGUUAAGUGCUGUAAGGAGCCAUUCGCCAUUCAGCCUAAGCAACUUUAAGCUGAUGUCCAUCCAGGAAAUGCUUGUCUACAAAGAUGUACAAGACAUGCUAGCUUAUAGGGAGCAAAUUUUUCUAGAAAUUAGUUCAAAUAAAAAACAAUCUGAUUUAGAGAAAUCUUAAAUUGAACAUAUUUUGUCUGUAAACAAAAUUGAAAAUGCAGAUAUUUUUCUAUAGACCUCUGACUUUUUGUUUAGUAAAUCAAUAUAAUAAAAGUUAUAUUAAUAAUAAGUGUUGUAGCUUGGUAAUGAAUGAGGUAUGGCUGAGCACUUCAGCUGGAAGGACAUUCUGGGACUAAAGUCAGGAAAGCGAUGCUGUUUCAGAUGUUUGCAUCAUCUUAAUUUUGCUUUUUGGGUAAAGGUCCAUUUACAGGCACUGUUUGGUUCACAAAAUAAAUACUCCUGAUCUAUGGGAUGAUUUUCUAAACAUACCUUUAAAGUUUUCCUAUCUUCUUUUGGAAUUUGGACCAAUAAAGUUCUAGGUGAUAUUGAUGAUUAUAUUACUUUACUUCUCACAGUGAGACAACAUCUAACAAUACAUUGUUAGAAAUUCCUAAAAGAAAUAUCAUUAUUUGAGGUUUUCUUUCAAGAUUUUGUUCUAGUUUUAUGUGUACGAGUGCUUUACUUGCAUGUAUGUUUGUGCACCACGUGCUUGCUCUGCCCAUAGAAGCUAAAACAGCUGUUCUCAACCUGUGGGUGGUGACCUUUUUGGGGAUGAAACAAUCUUUUGAGGGGUAGCCUAAGACCACUGGAAAAUAAAAUAUUCGCAUUGCGAUUUAUAACAGAAAAAUUACAGUUAAGAAGUAGCAACAAAAGUAAUUUUACAGUUUGGGUCACCACAGCCUUAGGAACUGUUUUUAAAGGAUGGCAGCAUCAGGAAGGUUGAGAACCACUGGUCUAGAAGAAGGCAUUGGAUCUGUUGGAAUCAGUUAUAGAUGGUUACAACCUCCAUAUUGUUUAGUCUGCAAGUCAACUUUAGUCCUAUGAAAGUGCUGUAAAAUGAUGUUUGUGCCUCACUGAUCUUGCCAAAAUGAGAUUAAAAUGUACGUAUGUGUUAUUCUUAUACACUUGAACAUGGGGUGCCAUAUUUUAUAAACUACAUCACUGAUCUAUUACACUGGAAAAUACAUACACACAGUAUGCAGUUGUCUGCUCAGGAGGUGGUAGGAAUAGUUGAGAGCCAGUGCUCACUCAGCAUGGACAUUACUUUAUCCUCUCCUAAUUAAUCCUUCAACAAAUCUCUUAACAAUGAGCAUUUGCCUUACAUCAUUUUGUGUCCAUAGUGGUAGUGAUGCUGUGGACAAGCAAUUGGCCCAAAGACAGGAAAUUCCAAUAGGAAAUCUGAGGUAAUACUCAGAUCAUAACAGGUAGAAUUCCUGGUUAUAUGCAUCUAUUUUGAAAUAAACACAUUAGUGGAAUGUCUUUAGGUUGAACUUGAAUCGAGGCGAGACUUAUACUUAAGGAAACUGUAAUAUCUAUUGUGACAUAUUACUUAUAUGUAAGUUUUCAUAAAAAUAUAUGAUAAACAAGAUAUCUAUCAAACCCCUCUUUAUUAUUUAUAAUGAAUAUGUAUUUAACCUUUUGAGGUUCUAGACAAUAAAGCAAAGUAUACAUGAUGAUAUUUGACAGUGAUUGAUUUACUUACAGGGAUUUCAAAGGAUGUUGAAUGCUAUUAAAUGUUCAAAACUAAAGUCCCAUCAAGUAUUAGAAUUAUGAUUGCAUGUUCCAAAAAAAUCUAUUAUUAAUAAAGAAUACCAUCACUUCCUUGCA